UUCACAUCAACUCAAAAUACAUAAAGCCUCCAUGUUGCACGGGGAAUGUAGGGCCAGUAGAUAUGAACUGUCUGUCUCAAAGUGCUAGCCAACUUUAACGUUCAACAACCUGCAUGCUUUAGGACAAGAACAAUCGUCUGACGGGCUUCCUUGUGUUUUCACCGCUGUUCCAGACACGGCCUCACAUUUUGGGAUAUCGGAGCUUCAAAGCUAACUCGCUAACCCAGGCUACUUGCUAACUUCAGCUAGUUAGCAAGUCAACGUCGGUUGUUUCUGUUUUUGAAUCUUUUUUUCGCUGUUGUUUUUCCUCUCAAAUCACUUGUUUGCUGCGAUGGUAUUUUGCGGAGAGCCAUAAAUGACAGCCUUUCACCGGCUUCCUUUCAUCACCGUGCUAGCUGACUGGCUAACACCGCUGACACAACACUUCGCCCCGGACUGCUGCCUGGCUUUGUGGGCUGGCUGGUCACCCUCUCCUUAAACAGCUAGCUAACAGUAGCUAGCAAGCACGUUAGUACGAGUAACAUUGUGGGGAUUUAAACAGGAAUAACCACCCGCCUAAAUGGACCACAUGUCCAUAAUAACCCAAGUCUCCAACCCAAAGGAGGAGGAAAUAAUAUCCUUCAACCAAGAGAAAGCGUCCCAGUCGAACAGCAGCCUAAAGAAGCAGAGGAGCCGGAGCAUCUUCAGCACAUUCUUCUGCUGUUUCCGCAAUUACAAUGUGGAACCGCCAGCCAACAACACCAACACCAGCUCCCUGCCUCCACCUGUUGAGGAGAACGGAUCUCCUCCAAAGUGUGACCAGGUCGAGGUCAUCCCUGUCCCUAGUCCACCAGCCAAAUACCUCCUACCUGAGAUGAUAAUAUCCGAUUAUGGCAAAAAGUGCGUGGUGAUUGACUUGGAUGAAACACUCGUCCACAGCUCGUUCAAGCCUAUCAGCAACGCUGACUUCAUAGUUCCUGUGGAGAUCGAUGGUACCGUUCAUCAGGUUUAUGUGCUGAAACGACCCCAUGUAGAUGAGUUUCUUCAAAAAAUGGGCGAGCUAUUUGAAUGUGUGCUCUUUACAGCCAGCCUUGCCAAGUAUGCAGACCCUGUGGCAGACCUGCUUGACCAGUGGGGCGUGUUUCGAGCCAGACUCUUCAGAGAAUCCUGUGUUUUUCAUAGAGGAAACUAUGUCAAAGACCUCAGCCGGCUGGGACGAGAGCUCAGCAACGUCAUCAUUGUUGACAAUUCACCCGCCUCCUACAUUUUCCACCCAGAAAACGCUGUCCCGGUCCAAUCCUGGUUUGACGACAUGAAUGACACAGAGCUCCUGGACCUGCUGCCUUUCUUUGAGGGACUCAGCAAAGAGAAAGAAGUUUACGGAGUCCUGCAGAACCUGAGAGGCAGGUAGCAGGACACCUGACAGUCAUCCUCUCUGCCCGCCUCCACCCCUCUCGACAGCCACAUCAUCUCUCAGACUCAGGCAGAUCCUCCCACACGCGCCACUCUUGUCUCUGCCCCAAGAGGACGCCCUGGAGUCUCACUGUGGAAAUCUUCAUGUUAACCCGUCUCUGCUCUUGCCUCCUGGUGACCGUCUGCCUUCUGAGUGCCAUCAGAAUAAAUAAAAGAAACACUAAAUAUCCCAGGAGCACUGUGUUUCACUGUAAAACACACCAGAACGUGUACAGAUCGUCCUACGUUGAUCAGAUUUGGGACAUAAAGCUAAGAGGAUUGAACUCUGGUCUUUAUUUUCAAACCAACAAAGUUUUACUAUUUGGUGAAGUGCUUGUUUUAAAACCAAAAAAAGAGAACGUUUUUUUCCUGAAACUUCUUUUGUGGUACCACACAAAAGCCUGAGAAGAUUUAGUCCUCGUAUUGUUGCUAUGCAGGCAGUUUCUGGUCGGAGGAAGGACUGUGAUUCUCUUUUCUUACCGAAUGAAGUGCCUUGUGUGAAUGUUGUUUAUAUAGGGAGAUAUUUUGUACAUGGCAUAUUUCCAGAGUACUACAGUCUUUACACAAUAUGCUUUAAAGUGGACACAGAAAUAUCUUGAUAAACAAGUUUUACUUUGUUUUUUAACAUCAAACGCUGGGUUAAUGUCUCCAAGUAUUCUCUUCUUUUCCCAGUAUGCUUGUGCCAUUAUAUAGAUGUGACUUUUGUUCUUUCUGAUUUCAUUAUACGUAGGAAUAGUUACUUUGUUUUAGGCAAAGGAGUAUGUUUGCAAUUGUGAACCUUGCACCCAACCCUUUGCGUUUGAUAGUUUUGAUCUGAGCGUUCAGAUAAAAAUGUGCCAUUUAUUUCUCUUAUAUUACCCCCUCCCCUCCCUAAUCUCAUUUUAUUAUUUGCCAAAUAAUUAAAUGACUUUUUAACAGGCUUCAUAUCUUUAACAGGGGUUCUGCUUAAACAUGUUAAACUAUUAGUUGUAAGCAUAGCAUUAUAGGUUUGGUUCUUUUGACAAAUAGCUGUCAAAUACAUUUGUAUGUUUUUAUUGUUAUGAGCUCCUUGUUUGUCUUGUCUUGCUUAUCAUACGGCUACCUUUAAGCUUUUUCUUUCUUCUUUUUGGCACACGCAAGAGGUGCAGCUUCAUCUUGAGGGGAUUAUCUUCCUCCAGAAUUGUACACAGUUGCAAAGAUAUCCCUUUUUAUUGUUUCAAAUGGUCUGGGAUCUCACAGAAAAUGGGUUGAGUGCCAUGUUUGAGUUAUUUUUCAUGAGGGGGUAUAGUUUAGUGUCUGAGUCUGAACGGAGUUAAAAUCACACAGUGAUGGCCGUAGAGUAAAACCAGUGGAGACUGCGUGUGGUGUUUACCUUCCCAGACUCUCUUUAACUGCUCUUCACCUCAGUGCCUACGUCUUGAGAGGAGCCACACAAACCCAAUGCUGCAACAUUAGCUACCAUGGCAAUAACCUUUUUAGGGGGACGAUUCCAUCCCGAGUGUUUGGUUUGGGUGUCCAGAGCAUUUGACACAGCUCGCCAGCAGAGGUUUGGUUGACAGUGAAGGCGGGCCUGGUCAUCACAAUGACUUGAAGUGUUUAUUACUCAAUGUUAAACCCUUCCUUUUAGCAGAAAAGUGGACAUUUCUAAUUUGGUUUCAUUUAGACAGAAAGUUGAUUUAUUGGUGUUUUUUACAACUUGAAUGUUGCUCCUCUAAUUCAGCAACAUCAGCCAAACAACCUUGUAUAGUGAACUACAUUGCCAUAGUUAUAUCAGCUUCUGUUGUGAAAGAAAGUUGAAGAAAAGACGCCUUUCAAUCCUACAGAUGGGUGUCCGCUGCUGGACUAUCUGUGUUUAGCGCCAGCUCAAAGUGGAACAACACUGGAGAGCUGCUAAAGGACUGUGAAGAACCUCAUUGUGGCGUUGAUGCCUGUGGAGGCACAAAACAAUGUUUCUUUAUUGAUUCGAAGGUUGCAUCAACACCCUUUGGCAUUGUCUCAUUAGCAUUUACUGUCUGGAGUUUGGAGAAGUCAUGAGUCAAUCAGUUUGGGGAGCUAACAUUGUAAAACAAUAAAAAUGAAGCAGGUAAAUGCUUCAGCUUUAUUUAGCUCUUAUUUUUUGAUUUAUAGGUCAUGAUGUUUGUAAAGACCUACACCACUUCAUGAUUCCCAACAUGGAGAGGCUGCUGUUCCUUCAGGCGCAUCUAAAUCUUUUUGCAUAAGCGUUUGUGUUGGCGGUGAGUGUCGAGCUCACAGCGAUGGUUUCAGUGCAAUGUCCUUUUAUAAGAAGCGACUCUUCUCAACCUCUGAUGAUUUACCUUUCUCUGAAAAUGUUGUUUGUAUCAUUGUGAUAUUUUUCUACCAACCUACCGUUUGUCAGUAUUUGGUUUAAAAAGUCGCCUAUUAUCCGUUGUGUCCAUCUUUUGUCUCCUUCCUGUAUUCUCCUCUCUCUCUUGCCUUUGGUGAGAAAUCUCAGUCAGGUCUCGUCUUUCCUAUCAGGGGACAUACGUGUUUGUGCGCAGACACGUUAUCUGUGCGUCCUUACAGUGUUUUUUUGUGCAUCACCUCACUCAUAAUCACACAGUCAUCAUUUUAUAUUGAUUUAACACCAAAGUUCUUCAACACUUGAGUUUAAGUCACUGUGCUUUCUUUCUGGUUAUUAUUCACUUUAUUUUUUUAAACACUUUGUUGGUUUACUUUGCGUGUUGGCAGCGUGUUGUCAUCCUCAGCAUCACUUUUUUCUUUCUUUCCAUAAUAAAAGGCUUCAUUGAAACAAA
Molecule: messenger RNA, 4184 nt
Organism: Cheilinus undulatus (humphead wrasse)
Lineage: Eukaryota; Metazoa; Chordata; Actinopteri; Labriformes; Labridae
Product: CTD small phosphatase-like protein
Exons: 8
Coding region: 560-1390 (276 amino acids)
Molecular function (GO): RNA polymerase II CTD heptapeptide repeat phosphatase activity
Source: RefSeq, a predicted model, not a curated record